This is a messenger RNA of Aedes albopictus (Asian tiger mosquito), 1058 nucleotides long. Its product is annotated as cathepsin B-like. The transcript has a single exon. Bases 129 to 1058 code for a protein of 309 amino acids. NCBI's taxonomy places the organism in Eukaryota, Metazoa, Arthropoda, Insecta, Diptera, Culicidae. Gene Ontology annotation, molecular function: cysteine-type endopeptidase activity. The record is from RefSeq and is a predicted model, not a curated record. Gene Ontology annotation, cellular component: lysosome.
UUCAUGCUGAUAAGACUAGGAAGCAAUCGUUGUUACAAUUUUGCAAGCCCUUGUAACAAAAGAUUUCGAAAAGUAUAAAAGAAGACCGUUCAUCAACGUUGUCAAUUACAAAACAUCCCACCAUCAAAAUGAUUCACAUCAUCCUAUCAACUUUAGCGCUCACUGCAGCAGUUCACGGUAAAAUCCUCCUCAACAGCACAACAUCCUCGUUUGCGUGGCUUCUGGACAUCCCAGGAAUACCUCUGGAAAAACUGAAAGAAACUCGCCUUCAUCCGGCCAUCAACAUUUUGCCCCAGGAUGUGCUGCUUCCCAAAUCGUUUGACGCCCGGGAAAGGUGGCCCGAGUGCCCCAGUCUGCAGGAGAUCCGCACCCAGGGCUGUUGUGGAUCGUGCGCGUACGUUUCGGGAGCUUCGGCCAUGACCGACCGGUGGUGCAUCCACUCCAAGGGCGAGAAGCAGUUCGUGUUCGGGGCGUUCGAUUUGCUGUCUUGCUGUUACGAAUGCGGCGGUGGAUGCAGUGGCGGAGGCUUUCCCGGGCCGAUUUGGUCCUAUUGGGUGAAGCAGGGCGUUUCGAGUGGAGGGCCGUACGGCUCCAAACAAGGAUGUCAUCCGUACCCGAUGCCGCCGCAUUGUCCGACCACGGGAGAGCAUCCGGAUGAACCGAACUGCAACAGUAAGUGCAACGCGGGUUACAACGUGACCGAUUGCUUGCGGGAUAGGAGGUUUGGCCGGGUGGCGUAUUCGGUUCCAGCUGAUGAGCAGAAGAUCAUGGAGGAAAUUUUCAUCAAUGGACCGGUGCAGGCGGUGAUCCAGCAAUAUGCUGACCUGGUACCCCAUUCGGGUGGAGUUUACCGGCACAAAACAGGACGCCUGAAUGGAGGACAUGCGAUUAAGUUGAUCGGAUGGGGCGUUGAAGAGGGAACCAAGUAUUGGCUGGUGGCCAAUACGUGGGGAAAGGUUUGGGGUGACUGUGGGUUCUUCAAGAUUGUGAGGGGUGAAAACCAUUGUGGCAUCGAGGAAAAUGUUCACGCUGGAUUGCCCAGCUAUGUGGAAUUUUGA